This is a messenger RNA of Ictalurus punctatus (channel catfish), 4289 nucleotides long. RefSeq names its product macrophage mannose receptor 1. Lineage: Eukaryota; Metazoa; Chordata; Actinopteri; Siluriformes; Ictaluridae. The record is from RefSeq and is a predicted model, not a curated record. The coding region runs from base 2580 to 3380 and encodes 266 amino acids. The transcript is spliced from 6 exons.
ACAAGUGAAUUCAGGUACGGAUGUUGCGUGAGGAGGUCUGGGGUGCAGUCGGUGUUCCAGUUCAUCCCAGAGGUGUUCAGUGGAGUUGAGGUCAGGGCUCUGUGCAGCACACUCGAAUUCUUCUCCUCCAACCGUAACACAUCAUGCCUCCAUGGAGCUCGCCUUGUGCACAGGGGCGUUUUCAUGCUGGAACAGGUUUGGGUCUCUUGGUUCCAGUGAAGGGAAAUUGUCAUGUGAUAGUAUAUAAAGACAUUCUAUACAGUUGUGUUCGUCCAACUUUUUAGAAACAGUUUGGAGGAGAACCAGAUAUGGGUGUGAUGGUCAGGUGUCCACAUACUGGACUUCUGGCCAUACUGCUUCAUUUUUGUUCUGGUUUCGUAAAUAUAAUGUGGAAAUAUCUGUACAUCUAAUAAACAUGCAUUAUCACUGCAUAUGAUGAUAUGAAGUUAAUCUAGGUAGAGUUUCACUUCUACGCUCUGAACAGUUAGAACUUUCAUUCAUUUUGGAUUUUAACCAACACCAGAGCAGCUCUACUGCAGUAAACUACAGACUGAAAUAUCACCCAUGUGCUGCUUAGAUUAUGGACAUACACUAUAAAAUCUAGCAUGAAUAUUGUAUUUUCUGUGUCUCUAGCCUAAAACCAUAACCCUGCCAUGAAAAACAAUGUUAUUUUGUUUUAAAUACUGUAGCUGUUCUGCGUGAUUCGAGUGUUCUAGUGUUCAGUGUAAAGGCCACUUUGAUUCCAAUGACAGUUUACAUGCACUGAAUGAAGAUGAAGGCUAAUGAAAUUUUAAUUAUAACAACACUCACUUUUAAUUAUGGUUUUAAAUCAUGACCAUUUUAAUUAUUAUGAAAUCUUCUUUCGAUCUGGUUUAUUUGCAUAGAACUACAGUCUGCAUCUCAUCUAUAAUGUUGGAUUGUGACCCCAUAACUGAGAGCUCGUACCAUAAGGGGUUAAUAAUGAUCUGAAUAAAUUAAUAAGGGGAUUUUGAAGAGGAAAAAGAAGACUCUGCAGGUUUGAAUCCAUCCAAGAUGAGAAACACUGAUAAGAACUACAUCAGGAAACGCCCUGUAACAUACAGAAAGCACAAGGGAAAAAUCCAGUGUAUAUUUCUGAGAGAUACUGUGCAAUGCAAAGCGGAUUAAAAAUACAUUUCAUACUCGAAUGUUAUUUUAUUCACGCAGGAUUUAACAGACAUAAUUCAGACUAAUGAAUAAAUAAUGCAUUGGUGUUUGUAAGUGGAAUCAUCUUUUUGUAGCUGAUAAUACACACAUCUACUGCAGAACUGUGUAUUUUAGUUCAUUUGCAUUUUCGUUUUUGGAACUUUAUGGAAAGCAGCACAGAAAAAAGUGGGAUGAGAAGAACAAAGAAAUAUUUGUAAAAGUGAAGCUCAUUCUGAGGUAAAGGGAAGGCGGGACACAGCAGACGCCAGAUACAGACGCACUGCAGACGCCAGACAGAGACACACUGCAGACGCCAGACAGAGACACACAGACCACAGCACCUUCACACCAGUCACUAACAGGCAAGAAAUAACUUCUAUUAACUCUACAAAUUCAAAAUUUCAGUUUAGUAUUUCAAUUCUUCUUUUUGAAACGUUUCUUGUCUUCUAAAAGAAACUUAUUAAAUGUAAUGUUUUCUUUCUUUUUUUUCUUUUUUGCUUUGUUCUGUUUUGUUGUUUUGAGAAAGUGUUAUUAGGAUCCACUUUAUCCUGAAUGGAACAACAAUAAAUUUAUAUUUUUCUCUCUGGACUAGUUUAUCAAUUUUUUUAAAUCAAUUUGUUUAACUUAUUUGAAAAUAAAUCAAAUAAUCUGAAUUUUUUAUAUAUUUUUUUAAAUUAGAAAUAUGUCUAGUGUACUGACAGAGCUCACUCAGAGAGCACUCAGAAGAAAAAGUAUUUAGAUGACCAUUCCAGUACAUUCUAUUUGAAAACCCAUGUUUUUCUUUUCUUUUCUUGUACCUUGCUUUCAGCUUGCUUUGGAUAACGUAAUACUUCCUGUGAAUAACUGCACUGUACUUACUUGUACCUUAAAUAUUUUUUACCUGUCAUAAUCAUAGUUAAAAAUAGCCUGUUCAGUGAGACUGAUACGUGAACGUUGACUGCAGCUGACUCAUUUGCAUCCUCAUAAACAUGUGAUAGUCUUUUAAGCAAGGUUUGUUGUCAGGACUACGUUACCCAUCAGCCCCUACACCUCACGAGAUCACACACACCUGCGUCACAUGUCUAAUGAGCAUGGGUAUUUAAGUUCUGUCUCUCGUAGCACUCCGUCUUGUAUUUAUUGCGCUGUUUACUUAGUUGUUAUUCAUGUAACUUGUUAGUGUUUUGUAACAUAAAAGACACACAGUUAAGCAGUAUUGGAUUUACUAACAAGCUACAAAAAGGUCAAGUGUGUCAGCAUUAGUAAUCUAAUAUACGAUGAAGAAAUCCACUGUCACGUACUGAACUCUUGUGCUAUCAGAGCUUCAGAAUAGGAACAUGGACUCAUCCACUGAAUUACUGCUUUUGAAUAAUUUGUACCAAAUCAUAACAUUAAUCACGAGCAGUGAUAAAAGCGUCCGUCUUUUAUUGUGAAAUUUUAUGGGUUCAGCGGUGAACUUCAUUCUGCUUUUCUCGGCAGGACUGUGGGCUCUCGCUUUGUGUGCAUCUCGUCAGUUUUAUGUGGUGAACACACCAAUGACGUGGACCAAUGCUCAGAAAUACUGCAGAGCGAAUUACACUGACCUGGCCACCAUUGUGAAUGAUGCAGAAAUGGAUGUUGUGAAGGAAGCUCUUAACGGGAGCAAAGAACAUUUCUGGAUAGGACUGAGGCGGAGUAAUAGCAAUACCUCGAUUGUUUUUAACAAUAUGUUCUGGGUCUGGUCAGAUAAUUCUCAAGUCUCAUACGGCUACUGGAAUGAUAACGAGCCAAACAACGACGGGAUUGAUAACUGUGUGGAAAUUUGGGAAGCAAGUGCAAAUAAUAAAUGGAAUGAUGCAGGUUGCAAUAACAGUGUCCGUUUCGUCUGCUAUAAAAAACGAACUCCUCUCACCGUGAUCACUGAGAAGAAGACCUGGCGAGAAGCCCUGAGGUACUGCAGACAGCAUCAUGUGGACCUGGUUUCUGUUGACUCGCAGGAAAUGCAGGACUGGGUGGGAGUAGUCACUAAAAAUGUCUCCAGUGAUAUGUGGAUUGGCCUGCGUCACACCUGCGCUCUGGGCUUCUGGUACUCGGUGAAGGGAGAGAUGAUCUGCUACCAAAACUGGGCUCCAGGUAACGGAACCGGAGUGGAAGAUUGUGGUGAUGUCGAGAGAACCGGAGCGGUUCUGUCCGAGAGUAAGAAGUGGGUCAGCCUGCCACAGACUCACGAACUCUACUUCAUCUGUAUCACCUUCCAGUGAAGGCUACUAGAAGUGGCCGCAUGAACUUCAGCUGGAUCCUCGUAGUUCAGGACCAGACAUUUCUUUCUCAGCAUCAUUUCACUUAAUUUUUUGGACAUGCAAGUACAACGAUUUAUUUAGGAAUUUCACAAUAAUGUUGAGUUUCUUUAUGAUGUUGGUCAAACUUUUACUUUCAAAAUAGCUCUCAGUAGCUUUACUGUUAGCUUCUGUUUAAAAGCUAGAAUAUGUGAGACUUUCCUUUUGUUCACAUGGGAUGUGUUUUAUUAUCAGUAAUACGUUGUUUAGCUGUUUAGCGUAUCAUUAAUAUUUUUGAUUUGCAGUGUUGAGAUUUAGUUAGCUACAUGUAGCAAUGCUACCAGCUUAAGCACAUUUUUAACAGAAUGGUGGUAGAUGAGCUAAUUUCCAAAUAAUGUCGCUUUUCCUGUAACAAGCUAUUCUUUCACGAAGUCCCCGUGUAGCGUGACGAAUCUAGCUAGUUACAUAUUUCCAGAAAUGAACCGAACCAAGAGUCGUUUAGUGAGCCCUCUUUGUAUCUGUUUCUAUUUGACGAUGUUUUAGUAAAGUAACACUAACUGCUUUUUAAAAUGGUUUACAAACAGAAAAGCUAAAUCUAUUCCGGCAUUACCUGUAAAAAGCAGGUACGUUUUAUUUCGUUCAAUAAAAGAGCCGUGCAAUAAAAUGAAAAUAUCCCAGGUGAUUUUCCUCACUUUGACAAUCUCCUUCAGUGUAGCUAGCUACUUUUUCUUAGAAGCUUGUAGGGUAGCUAGCUACUUUAUCAACACAGUAGUGAUUGAUCAUUGAAAUCAUGAGUGCCUUGUAGCUUGACCAGUUACAGUCACAAUGUAUCUUCUCCAACAUUGUUGAUUUGUACGUUGCUGUUCUUUCCUAAGCUUUUUCAAAUAAAUAAAG